CUUACACUUGAUAGCUGGUGGGCGGAACGCUCCCCUCCUUGUUUCUAUUGACACAGAUGGUUUUCGAAACUUCACGUUUUCCGUAUAUGACGGAGCAUACGGAAAUGUAUCCGAUGUGUUCUCUGUCCCGAAUGCUAUGAUAAACACGAUGGUCCGUCUAAUAAGCACCAGCAAUCCACUCUAUUCUCAAUGUGAGAAGAAAAAGGAUCAACAUUCUUAUGUCCUCGCCCAAUCUUCCCGCAUCAGCACCUUUAAACUUCACCCGCGGGUUUGCCUGUCAUACCCGAGAUCGACUUCAUGGAUCCUGUUCAUGGUCCUCGGCGGCUCCGUCCUGCUCAGUUGUUACGUCCUCGUCGCGUUUACCUCCAUGUGGAACCGGGACAGCUACACGACGUCCUUCCCCGAGGUGGAUUUUGCCGCUGGAUACGUGGGUGGUGGCGGCGAUCAUCACCAGGCGGACAUUGUUUCGCGAUUGCAGGGAGAGGUGGUAGAUAGCAUGGCGCGGCUACGACAUUUCGGAUCGUGAGUGGGCGGCGGAGGUGAGAUGAGGUGGACGAAGAUUCUAUGAUCACAAUUUAGGGCGUUCAUUUGGGUUGCAAGCGAGCCAGAGGUUGGGGGCGGAUUUU
This is a messenger RNA of Guyanagaster necrorhizus, 626 nucleotides long. RefSeq lists its product as uncharacterized. The record is from RefSeq and is a predicted model, not a curated record. Bases 137 to 526 code for a protein of 129 amino acids. Lineage: Eukaryota; Fungi; Basidiomycota; Agaricomycetes; Agaricales; Physalacriaceae. The transcript has a single exon.